This is a messenger RNA of Paramecium tetraurelia, 1512 nucleotides long. RefSeq lists its product as uncharacterized. NCBI's taxonomy places the organism in Eukaryota, Ciliophora, Oligohymenophorea, Peniculida, Parameciidae. Gene Ontology annotation, biological process: protein phosphorylation; mitotic DNA damage checkpoint signaling. The record is from RefSeq and is a predicted model, not a curated record. Gene Ontology annotation, molecular function: protein serine/threonine kinase activity; ATP binding. The transcript is spliced from 7 exons. Gene Ontology annotation, cellular component: cytoplasm; nucleus.
AUGAAUAGAGAGAGCAACAAUAACUUUAUUUCGUUAUUUGAUGAGCCCAACAAACCGUUAUGGUAAAAAUCUAAACCCGACUUUAAAAUAUAUCAAAUAUCAAGCGUAUUGACAAUGAAAAAAACAAAUUCUUAAUCAAUAAAAAAAGGAAAGUUUUUCAUAUCUAAUGAAUAUUUGGUAGAGUUUGAUAAUACUUACAAAAGGCAUAUUGAUCUCAACAACAUUAUUUUAGAAUAAACUAACUAGCCAUUUACAUUUAGACUAAGCAGAAAUAAAAAAUAAAUCGAAUUUACUACUAAUGAAUAAGAAUACUAAAUAUGGUUUUAGUUGAUCAAGAAAUACGCUAUUUAAAGAUCUUUUAAUGAAGAUUAUAAACUAUUGAAAGUUUAAGGAUAAGGAAAUUUUGCUAAAGUCUACAAGGCAAUCGGAAGGGACAGUUUCGCAUAUGCUGUGAAGUCAUUCGAGAAGAAAAGCUUCAAAAACCUCACCCUGGAGAGAGAUGCUCUAAAAUUAGAGAUCAGCAUCAUGAGGAAAAUCCAAUUCCCAGGGAUCAUCAGAUUAUACGAAGUUUAUGAGACUGAACAUCAUAUAUGGUUGGUGACAGAUUAUUUAGAAGGUGGGGAAUUAUUUCAGUAUCUUCGAAAUUAACCCUAGGGGUUUAACGAAAUUCAAGUGGCAUUGUUAAUGCAUAACUUACUUAAUUCUUUAGAUUAUCUACACUCCCAAGGCAUUAUUCAUAGAGAUAUAAAACCAGAAAAUUUAAUUCUUCGUUCCCCACUCAAUGCUUCUGAUGUAAAUAUUGCAGAUUUCGGUUUGGCUGACUAUUACAAUCCAGAGGGCAAAUACUUAUUCAAACGAUGUGGAACACCAGGCUACGUAGCUCCUGAGAUAUUGCAAGAGAAAAACUAUGAUUACAAAGUCGACGUGUUCAGUGCAGGAAUUUUAAUGUUUAUAAUGUUGAGUGGACAAUCUCCAUUUCAAACUAAAUCAAAAAACGAACUUGUCAUCAAAAAUUACAAUUGCGAGAUAGAUUACACCAUCAAUAAUUUAUAAUAGAAGAUUAGUCCUGAAGCUUUGCAGCUUUUGAUGAUAAUGUUAUCCCCAAAUCCAUAAUCUAGGUAUACUGCUAAACAAGCUCUAUGUCACCCUUGGUUUAUGAAGUGUUUCACUCCUGUCUAUCAGAUGAGCCCUCCUUAAUUAUAUAUGCCAACCAGCAUGAUUCCAUAAUUUCAGCACUACCCUGACAUCUUUGCAAGGAGCCCAAUAAUGAAUUAACUGCUAAACCAAUCUAUUUCAAAUCUUUCUUUAUCCGGAUCAUCAAAUGUUACACCUUAAAGAACUCAAUCAAAUUCCUUACAAGUACAAAACCCAUGCAAAAUUGCAAUUGAAGAAGAUCACUAAGAUUUCGAAGUUAUUUAGGAAGAAAUUUGUUAGAUUCAUGAAGUCAAUAAAUAUUCAAUCAAUAAUCAACGAAAAUAAACGCCAGCUUAAUAAAAUAAAUUCACUUAAUGA